Messenger RNA from Postia placenta MAD-698-R-SB12, 2082 nucleotides. RefSeq lists its product as hypothetical. Lineage: Eukaryota; Fungi; Basidiomycota; Agaricomycetes; Polyporales; Adustoporiaceae. The transcript is spliced from 10 exons. Gene Ontology annotation, molecular function: catalytic activity. The record is from RefSeq and is a predicted model, not a curated record. Bases 29 to 1948 code for a protein of 639 amino acids.
CUUCAUUCGUCGCCCACAAUCUCAGACCAUGUCGGGUACGGAUAGCAAGUUUCCAAUCGACCUUAAGCAGCUCAAGAAGCUGUCGCUAGACCCUUCCAAGCCGCAACUGACGGCGGAGGAGAAGGCUGCGCUGCUGCACAACAUUCAGCUCAUGCGCGAUGCUAUUGUACUUUUUACGGCCACGGGCGCUGCGCGAGGUGUUAGCGGACAUACGGGUGGUGCAUAUGACACCGUCCCCGAGGUCUGCAUGCUCCUCGCUCUCUUCAACGCUUCCAAGGAAAAAUACGUCCCGAUCCUUUUCGACGAGGCUGGGCACCGUGUCGCGACUCAGUACCUCCUCUCCGCGAUCGAAGGGCACAUCCCAGCAGAGCACCUCCUGCACUACCGUGAGGCCAACUCGAAACUCCCAGGUCACCCUGAGCUCGGCUUGACACCCGGUGUAAAGUUCUCUUCGGGACGUCUUGGCCAUGUCUGGCCAUGGGUGAACGGUGUCGCGCUCGCGAACCGCGACAAAACGGUUUUCCUGCUCGGUUCAGACGGUUCCCAACAGGAGGGCAACGACGCUGAGGCAGCCCGCCUCGCCGUUGCGCAGAACCUGAAUGUCAAACUGAUCAUCGAUGACAAUGACGUCACCAUUGCUGGCCAUCCGUCGCAGUACCUCAAAGGCUAUGAUUUGAACAAGACGCUUUCUGGCCAUGGCCUCAAGGUCAUCACGGUCCAAGGUGAAGACGUUGACGCACUGUGGGGUGGUCUGUGUGAGAUUAUCAACCACGAUGGCCCCGCGGCCGUUGUCUGCAAGCGUCUCAUGGCGCCUGGUGUCGCGGACAUUGAAGGCAGCACGCACGGACACGAUGUCAUCCCAGUCAAGUCUGCCAUCAAGUACCUCACAUCGCGUGGCUACCCUGAGGCCAUGGCGUCGAAUAUUCUUAACAACAUCAAGCCGCAUUCGGUGCCCUAUCUGUACAUUGGGUCGACGAAGGAGGUCGGCGCAAACCGUGUGAUCUUCGGCGAGGCUGUCAACCUGGUGCUCGACAAGUUGUCCAAAGAGGAGGCAGCUGAGAAAGUCAUGGUGAUCGACAGUGACCUGGAGGGUUCGACUGGUCUGAAAGUGAUCCACCAGAAGCACCCUGAAGUCUUCAUCCCGUCCGGCAUCAUGGAGCGUGGUAACUUUAGUGCCGCGGCUGGGUUUGGCUUCGACGCGAACAAGUUCGGUGUCUUCUCGACUUUCUCCGCGUUCCUCGAGAUGGUGAUAUCUGAGGUUACCAUGGCCCGCCUCAACUUUUGCAACGUUCUCUGCCAUUUCUCUCACUCUGGAGUUGACGAGAUGGCGGACAACACUUGCCACUUUGGCAUCAACUCGUUCUUCGCAGACAAUGGUCUCGCAGAUACGCAGUCGUGGUUGUACUUCGCCGCCGACCCUGCACAGAUGGUCGCCAUCAUCCAGCGCGUCUUCUUCGACCGCGGCCUGCGGUUUGUCUUCUCAACGCGUUCCAAAGUGCCGUGGAUCCUCAAGGAGGAUGGCAAGACGCGCUUCUUCGGUGACGACUACGUCUUUGAGCCCGGAAAGGACGAGACGAUCGCGGAGGGCAAAGCAGGCUACGUCGUCUCGUACGGUGACAUGCUCUACCGCUCGUGGGACGCUGUUCUACGCUGCCGGCAGGAGGGCCUGGACGUCGGCUUGAUCAACAAGCCGACGCUCAACCUCGUCGACGAGCGGACAAUCAGGAAGAUCGGCUCCAGCCCCUUCGUCCUUGUUGUCGAGUCGCUUAGCCAGAAGACCGGCCUUGGCUCGAAGUUCGGUACCUGGUUGCUGGAGCGUCAACUCACGCCGCGCUACGGCUAUAUCGGCACCAACAAAGAGGGUUGUGGUGGUCUGACUGAGCAGAUCCCUCACCAAGGCCUCGACCCUCAGUCGAUCAUCCUGAAGAUCAGGACCCUUUCUCAGUGAACGCUCGAAUUCCGUCGCGACUGGGGCGCUGUACGAUGAGUGUACGAUGAAGGAAAGCAAUGUUGUAUUUGUCAAACAAAGCAAACAAAACGCGUAUAUGUAGCAUCUUUUAUAGAGAAUUUGUCCUUGUCGCG